GAGGUUACAGCGCGUCCACCAUGUCCAGCAAUGCAGUAUCGCUGUACUUGGACCCGCAGAUCCGUGAUUGGGUUCUCUUCCCCAUCACGGUGGUCAUGAUCCUCGUGGGCAUUCUGCGACACUAUGUCGUCCUGCUCCUACAGUCCGCACCGAAGAAGCUACCACGUGCAGCCAUCCGUGAACAACGAGCUCUAAUGCGUUCCAACAUCCUGCGCGCCUCGUCGGCCAACUCCCCACUUCCACCAUCAUUCUACCAGUCAAUAUCCCAACAUCUUUCGCAGGCCUUCGCGGCCGGGACGUUCUUGAAGGACGGGCCGCCAAAGAGUGACGCGCCUACGACGCCCGCGAACCCGCUGUCCGACCCUUCGCAGAUGGACGGCAUGAUGGCAGGAAUGAAGACUCAGAUGGUCAUGAUGGUGCCCCAGAUGGUUAUUAUGGGAUGGAUCAAUUUUUUCUUCCAGGGCUUCGUGUUGAUCAAGCUGCCGUUUCCGCUCACGCUGGGCUUCAAGUCGAUGCUGCAACGUGGAGUUGAGACGCCGGACAUGGACGUGCGAUGGGUCUCUUCACUUUCCUGGUACUUCCUCAAUUUCUUUGGGCUGAACGGCUUGUACCGGUUGAUCCUUGGCAAUGACAACUCUGCGGACUCCUCAAGAGAUAUGACGACACCCUUCGCUGCCGCAGCCGUGGCCCCGCAGGGACCACAGGCACAAGACUACAACAAGUUGUUCAAAGCCGAGCGAGACAACCUCGAGUUUGCUGAAGGCUUGUACUCAUGGGUAGGGAAGGACAUAGAGACGACCGUACUCAAGAAGUAUGGUCGGUUACCCGACAGUCAGUAGGCAGCACACAGG
Messenger RNA from Rhodofomes roseus, 851 nucleotides. Its product is annotated as integral membrane protein DUF106-domain-containing protein. The coding region runs from base 21 to 839 and encodes 272 amino acids. Gene Ontology annotation, biological process: protein folding in endoplasmic reticulum. The record is from RefSeq and is a predicted model, not a curated record. The transcript has 6 exons. Lineage: Eukaryota; Fungi; Basidiomycota; Agaricomycetes; Polyporales; Fomitopsidaceae. Gene Ontology annotation, cellular component: EMC complex; membrane.